AUGAAAAUAUUAAUUUAGAAGAUGAAAAAUUAUAAAGUUAAUUAAAAGAAGAGUUUCUUUUUAGAAUAAAUUUAAUUAGAAAUAUAAAAGAUAAAUAGGAUAGAUAAAAUAAAUUAAUUAAACAUUUUCAAGCUUAUGAAUAAGAAGAAGAAGAAUAAUUAAUUGAUGGAUGUUUUUAUGCUUUAUCAACUAUUUUCUUUAGAAAUUUAAGUUUAUAUAUAAUUGAAUAAAGUGAAUAAAAAGAUAUCUUCUUAGAAAAAGAUGUACUUUUAAAAUGGGAAGUUGAAUGUAAUGAUAAUGAAAUAGUAAU
This is a messenger RNA of Paramecium sonneborni, 310 nucleotides long. The record is from the annotation of a GenBank genome assembly. Lineage: Eukaryota; Ciliophora; Oligohymenophorea; Peniculida; Parameciidae.